ACUAUCCGGAAACUGAGACACGAGGCGAGCCAAACCUUUUCCACCGGCUGCUUCUCCUCUUUGUCCAUCAUCCACAUCCACAGCUACACCAUGGCGAAUGUCGUCGAUACAAAACUGUACGACAUCCUCGGAGUGUCUCCAUCCGCAACUGAAAACGAGCUGAAGAAGGCAUACCGGAAACUGGCAAAAGAAUAUCACCCUGACAAGAACCCAAAUGCUGGUGACAAGUUCAAAGAAAUCAGCUUUGCCUAUGAGGUGCUGACCAACCCUGAAAAGAAGGAACUUUAUGACCGCUAUGGAGAACAAGGUUUGCGGGAAGGAGGUGGGGGCGGCCCAGGGAUGGACGACAUCUUCUCCCACAUAUUUGGUGGUGGACUCUUUGGCUUCAUGGGUGGCCAGGGGAGUCGCUCUCGCAAUGGAGGUCGGAGGAGAGGAGAGGACAUGGUCCAUCCACUCAAAGUGUCACUGGAAGACCUUUACAACGGAAAGACAACUAAACUACAACUUAGCAAGAAUGUACUGUGUAGCACUUGUAACGGGCAGGGAGGCAAGACAGGCGCUGUACAAAAAUGUACAACAUGUAGGGGGCGUGGCAUGCGCAUCAUGAUCAGACAGCUGGCCCCGGGGAUGGUCCAACAGAUGCAGUCUGUGUGUACUGAUUGUAACGGAGAAGGUGAAGUUAUCAGUGAGAAAGACCGCUGUAAAAAAUGUGAGGGCAAAAAAGUGGUGAAGGAGGUGAAGAUUCUGGAGGUACACGUGGACAAAGGCAUGAAGCACGGCCAGAAAAUUACCUUCGGAGGGGAGGCUGACCAGGCGCCUGGCGUCGAGCCGGGAGAUAUAGUCCUCGUCCUGCAGGAAAAAGAGAACGAGACAUUCAAGCGAGAUGGCAAUGACCUGUUCAUGAACCACAAGAUCGGGCUGGUGGAGGCGCUGUGCGGCUUCCAGUUUAUGCUGAAACACUUAGACGGCAGACAGAUUGUAGUGAAGUACCCUGCUGGCAAAGUCAUUGAACCAGCCUCAGUGAGGGUGGUGCGAGGAGAGGGAAUGCCACAGUACCGUAACCCUUUUGAGAAGGGAGAUCUGUACAUCAAGUUUGACGUCCAGUUCCCCAGCAACAACUGGAUCAGCCCUGAGAAACUCGUGGAGCUGGAGGACAUGCUGCCCUCACGGUCGGAGCCGCCCAUCAUCACCGGAGACACCGAGGAGGUCGACCUGCAGGAUUACGACGUCAGCCAGAGCUCGUCAUCAGGUAGCCGCAGAGAGGCCUACAACGACAGCUCCGAUGAAGAGGGUGGCCACCACGGGCCAGGGGUCCAGUGCGCCCACCAGUAGUCUCAUACUCUUUCUCUAUCUCUCUCUCACUCACACACACACACACACACACACACACAU
Thunnus maccoyii (southern bluefin tuna) is the source of this 1392-nucleotide messenger RNA. RefSeq names its product DnaJ heat shock protein family (Hsp40) member A2a (gene dnaja2a). Gene Ontology annotation, biological process: protein refolding; response to heat. The coding region runs from base 91 to 1332 and encodes 413 amino acids. Gene Ontology annotation, cellular component: cytoplasm; cytosol. The record is from RefSeq and is a predicted model, not a curated record. Gene Ontology annotation, molecular function: ATP binding; Hsp70 protein binding. NCBI's taxonomy places the organism in Eukaryota, Metazoa, Chordata, Actinopteri, Scombriformes, Scombridae. The transcript has 9 exons.